Molecule: messenger RNA, 2035 nt
Organism: Cyprinus carpio (common carp)
Lineage: Eukaryota; Metazoa; Chordata; Actinopteri; Cypriniformes; Cyprinidae
Product: L-dopachrome tautomerase-like
Exons: 7
Biological process (GO): ventricular zone neuroblast division; melanin biosynthetic process from tyrosine; developmental pigmentation
Cellular component (GO): melanosome
Molecular function (GO): dopachrome isomerase activity; oxidoreductase activity
Source: RefSeq, a predicted model, not a curated record
UGAGGGAGACUCUGAGAAACUUGAAGCAGACUGUAUAAGAUCCUGCAGAUAUGAGGAGAUCGAUUGUGUUGGCUGUGAUUUACAGUCUGGGAUGGAUUUACCUGACCGAGGCUCAGUUUCCCCGAGUCUGCUGCACCGUGGAGGCCAUCGUGUCCAAAGAGUGCUGUCCCGCGCUGGGAUCGGAUCCGGAGAACGUGUGCGGGGUUCUGUCCGGCCGCGGAAACUGCAGCGAGGUCCAUGUGGACUCCAAACCCUGGGGAGGACCGUACAGGUUAAGAAACGUGGACGACCGGGAGAGAUGGCCGACUAAGUUUUUCAAUCGGACCUGUCGAUGCUUCGGUAACUUUGCUGGUUAUAACUGUGGCGAGUGUAAGUUCGGCUGGACGGGGCCGAGCUGUGACCAGCGCAAAGCUCCCGUUGUGAGGAAGGACAUUCACUCUCUGAGCCCCGCUGAGCUGCAGGAGUUCCUGGACGUUCUGGAUCGGGCCAAAACCACCGUCCACCCUGAAUACGUCAUCGCCACACAGCACUGGCUGGGCCUGCUGGGACCCAACGGCACCGAGCCGCAGUUCAACAACAUCUCCAUCUACGACUUCUUCGUCUGGCAGCACUAUUACUCUGUCCGAGACACAUUACUAGGUCCAGGACGUCCUUUUAAAGCCAUUGACUUUUCCCACAAGGGCCCUGCGUUCAUCACCUGGCACAGAUACCAUCUGCUCAGUCUGGAGAGAGAGCUACAGAAACUCACAGGUAAUGAGAACUUCGCCGUCCCGUACUGGAACUUUGCGACGGGACGGAUGGAGUGUGAUGUGUGCACAGACUCUCUGCUCGGAGGACGGGACCCCAGUGACCCGACCAGUAUCAGCCCACGCUCCAGGUUUGCCCGCUGGGGAGUGGUGUGUGACAGUCUGGAUGAGUAUAACCGUCUGGUGACCUUGUGUAACGGGACCAGCGAGGGAUCUCUGCGCAGAGGAGUCAUGGAGAGCACUAAUGUGACUUUGCCAACCAUGAACGACGUUAGAAGCUGCCUGAACCUCAGAGACUUUGACAGUCCACCGUACUUCACCAACUCCAGCUUCAGCUUCAGGAACGCUCUAGAAGGAUACGACAAGCCAGACGGUGAGCUGGACAGCUCUGUGUCCAAUCUGCACAACCUGGUGCACCUGUUCCUCAACGGGACCAGCGCUCUGUCCCACUCCGCCGCCAACGACCCAAUCUUUCCUUUAACAUAAAAUACAAAACAAAAUAAAAGAAACAAAAAUAACUACAUUCUCAAUCAACACUAACUCUCACUCACUCCCACGAACAAAAAGGUGCUUCAUGCCUUCACCGAUGCCAUAUUUGAGGAAUGGAUGAGACGUUCCCGUGAAAACGCCAGCUUGCCGGAUGAGAUGGCCCCUAUCGGACACAACCGGCAUUAUAACAUGGUUCCCUUUUUCCCACCUGUGACCAAUGAUGAGAUCUACAUCACAUCUGAACAGCUGGGCUAUUCCUACGCCGUUGAACUUGAAGAAACAGACAACAGACCGGCCGUGUUUCUGCUGGGCGGCACACUGGGAGGAAUAUUCCUCGGUCUGCUCCUGCUGCUGCUCCUGUCGGUGCUGUACGUGCAGCGGAGGAGAAAGCGCGAGUUCGAGCCUCUCCUGAACACAGAGUUCACAACUACAAAAUACACAGAGGAAGCAUAGUUCACAUCCACACACACGCUCCAGACACAUCACACACACAUCAGCGGCUCCGUACCAAAUCCUCAUGUUCUGAAAUGCUGGCCAGGGAAGCAGUUCACAGGGUUUUGGAACAGAUCCAGUGCAUGCAGAGCAAAACAAAUGAAGAUGAUUGACAAAUUCAGUAGAUCACAAACUCUUUUGAUGGUUAGAGAGGAGCAAUGAUUCAACAGGUCUGCUGAAGUGUAUCAGCCAGCCGCCAUGAAAUAUAUAGAAUGCAUUUAAACAUGCAAAUGAAAAGCACAUAUUAAUACACUACAGUUUAAAAGUUCGGGCUUAGUAAGAUUUUUUUUAAAGACAUUAAUAUAUAU